Molecule: messenger RNA, 1688 nt
Organism: Anopheles stephensi (Asian malaria mosquito)
Lineage: Eukaryota; Metazoa; Arthropoda; Insecta; Diptera; Culicidae
Gene: SelR
Product: methionine-R-sulfoxide reductase B1
Exons: 3
Coding region: 666-1109 (147 amino acids)
Biological process (GO): protein repair; response to oxidative stress
Cellular component (GO): cytoplasm
Molecular function (GO): peptide-methionine (R)-S-oxide reductase activity
Source: RefSeq, a predicted model, not a curated record
AGGCAGUUAGGGCCAAAACAAUCGAAGCACUCUUGCAGAUGGGUUCGCACUGAAAUCUAUUCUUGAGCGACAAAGUUGGAGCUUUUACAAUAUUCACUCGUUUCUGGAGAAUAAUUAUGCUCUGUUGAUGUGAAUGAUCCAUAAAGUUUAUGAUUUCUUUACUGAACCAAAUGCAUUACGGUUGUUGAUGGGGUUUGCCAACCCUGUACCAUGGGUGCGCCACGAUUGACCAUGCCCGUCCGUGCACGGCGCUUUAAACUCAUGAUCAGUCGGUGCGCAUCCACAUGGUCCGCUCGUCGCGAAGGAAAGGUGUACGUGUGUUGUAUAUACGGACGGACGCGCACUCAGUCAGUCAUUUUACACGUUCGAUCUAGUAGCCUCCGAUCGACCGUUUGUGUGGUCAAGCAACAAUCCAGCCGUCACUCGGCAGUAGUGACCAGUUCGCGACGGAACGUGCUACGUCCAUAUAAAGUGAUAAUUGUACUAUCCACGAAACGUGCCCAUAAUUGUCGUGGUGUCGGCCGUGUGAUCCGGAGCUGUGUCACUGCUUAGGAAACGAUCCACAAGGAAAACUUACUUGAGAAAAACUGUACGUGUACUGUGCGUGAUCUUCCAUCGAGGAAAAAUCAUCCAGCAGUGAUCAACCCUCAACGGGCCCACUAACGAUGGAGAACAAGGAGGAACUGGUGGCCAAGCUGACGCCCCUGCAGUAUCACGUCACGCAGGAGGCCGGCACCGAGCGACCCUUUACCGGGAAGUACAACAAGUUCUACGAAAAGGGUACCUACAUCUGUGUCGUCUGCAGCCAGGAACUUUUUAGCUCGGAAACGAAGUACGACUCCGGGUGCGGUUGGCCAGCAUUUAACGAUGUGCUCGAUCAGGGCAAGGUGACACUGCACAAAGAUCCCAGCAUCCCGGGGGGUAAUAUCCUAUUGUUGAUCACACAACCAGGCCGCGUGCGGACGGAGGUACGAUGCUCGAAAUGCGCUGCACACAUGGGCCACGUGUUUGAGGAUGGUCCACCACCGACCCGUAAGCGUUACUGUAUCAAUUCGGCUUCGAUCGAAUUUAUGGCCGCCGGCACCGAACGAAAAGGCGGUUCGAGCUAAGCGACUAGCAUGUGCCAGAAGGGGGUGCGCCGGCCAGGACGGGAGGAUAGUUUCUGGAGAGACUCGUGUCAUAGAGGAGUGCAAAAUGUGAGCACCGAAGGGGGUAGCAGCAGCAGCAGCAGCAGCCGACAACGCUUGGUGCCAGAAGUCGAUGGACCAGAAUGGCUAAGAUCGGUCUUCAACGUCGUCGGGAAUGAAAUGCGCAAGCAGCAGCCGGUGGAUGGUGCCUAUUUAUUGAAGGAAGUUAGCCAUAUGGAUUAAUUUUAGCGACGUCCUGCAAGAGGAGCUCCAGCGUUUCUCCACAGUUUAUCUGUCUGAUGGGAUGGAUGUUUUUUUUCUAAUCAAAACGUAUAGCUUUUUUCUGUAUGAUUUCUUCUCGAUGCAACAAGAGUCACAGGAACAUGCUUCCGAUAGCAAUAUAGAAUGUAAAAAUUCAGAUGGGAAUGAAUGAACGCGUAUAACUGUGAACUCGCAAGGGUAAAACACGUUUGUGUGUGUGUGCAAACAAUAAACUAACAUUUCCGAUUAAAAAUAAAAUAACUGAUGUUUUUGAAAAAUGUCAGACAAAACACACGCAAA